GAAAAAGCCCUAGAUUCCCCUAUGUGUACAACUUGAUGAAUGCAAAUCGUAUGAGGGUAUUGUAUAGUUAUUGCGGUUAUCUGUUAUCAGCUAAAAGAAGAUUACUAGUCUAUUGAUUUAUAGUUGCACUAUCACUUGAAUAGAUUACCAGCAGUCUACUUUUGACCGCUGGAUGAUACGUGUGACUGUGCUAAUCCAAUAUUCGACUGAACAAUUAUGGCUAAAUUUGAACCAACGGAGCAUCAACAUACUCGUUUUAAUCCGUUGACCGGUCAGUGGAUUCUGGUUAGUCCGCAUCGGAUGAUGCGACCGUGGUCUGGGCAAGAGGAGCAACCCCAGCGAAUUGACCUUGCGGAAUUUGAUCCCAAAAAUCCACUCUGUCCGGGUGUGACCCGAGCUAACGGAGUCAAAAAUCCAGUUUAUACUUCGACAUUUGUGUUUACCAAUGAUUUUCCUGCAUUGCUGGAGGACGUUCCUUUGCCACCAAAAAGCGAUGAUCCACUGUUUCAGAUAAGCGGCGCUCGCGGAACAUGCAAGGUGAUGUGUUUUCAUCCCAAAUCCAACAAAACACUCCCACUGAUGUCUCCAAAAGAAAUUCGCUCAGUAAUUGACGCAUGGAUAAAGGAAUAUAAAACACUAGGUGCCAAAUACUGUUGGGUGCAGAUCUUCGAGAAUAAAGGAAGUAGCAUGGGAUGCUCAAAUCCUCAUCCCCAUUGCCAGAUUUGGGCAUGCUCCUUUCUGCCAAACGAACCGCGUGUCAAGGACGAAAGGCUACGGGAAUAUUAUCAAAACCACGGUACAGCAUUGUUAGACGACUACGCAAAGAAGGAAAUGAUGAAAAAUGAGCGUAUUGUGAUAGAAAAUCCCGAUUGGCUGGUCGUUGUUCCGUUCUGGGCAAGCUGGCCUUUUGAAACAAUGAUCAUUUCACGUAACGGCAAUCGACGAAUUUCGGACUUGAGUCAACAACAAAUCAACAACCUAUCCAUCGUGAUCAAAGAACUAACAACCAAGUACGAUAAUCUGUUCCAAUGUUCCUUUCCAUACAGUAUGGGAUGGCAUGGAGCACCGACAGGAGAUCUAUCGGCGCAGGCCGAUGAGCAUUGGACUUUACAUGCUACAUAUUAUCCUCCAUUGCUUCGAUCGGCCACAGUGCGCAAAUUCAUGGUCGGGUUUGAGUUACUUUGCCAGGCACAGCGAGAUUUGACGGCCGAACAGGCCGCUGAUAAGCUGCGCCAGCUCUGCGGAAAAAAACAUUAUAGCGAGCACAUAUAGGGCUUUCUCUAUAGAUUAAAUUCUUAUCUUAUGUACUAGCAAAACCUUUACGAAUCGAAAUGGUAAAAUAAUAUGUAAUCUUGCUACAAAGAGGUAAAAUUUUCACGAUUUUUUCAUACUCUGUCGUCUUUCCAGUGUUUGCAAUUCAUGUAGCAGAGAAGCUACGUUGAAACGGAGCCUGUGAAACAUGGCCUCAUUCAUUUCAAAACUUAAAAACUCACCAUCAGUUUUCUGAAUAUGUAUAAUGAUUGUCGGAAGUGAAGAUGACCUAAAAUAUUAAUCAAAUGGUAGCAUUAGUAGUAUUUUAGUAGAGAAAUAUGAAUUUUAAAGUGUAGUCACAUAGAAGAAAUAAAGUAUACAAAUUAUCAACGACUAA
This is a messenger RNA of Topomyia yanbarensis, 1648 nucleotides long. RefSeq names its product probable galactose-1-phosphate uridylyltransferase (gene Galt). Gene Ontology annotation, cellular component: cytoplasm. The transcript is spliced from 3 exons. Gene Ontology annotation, biological process: beta-D-galactose catabolic process via UDP-galactose, Leloir pathway. The coding region runs from base 217 to 1272 and encodes 351 amino acids. Lineage: Eukaryota; Metazoa; Arthropoda; Insecta; Diptera; Culicidae. The record is from RefSeq and is a predicted model, not a curated record. Gene Ontology annotation, molecular function: zinc ion binding; UDP-glucose:hexose-1-phosphate uridylyltransferase activity.